AUGUGGGUCAUCUCGCAGGGACCUCCGAUUAUUACCUCUUAUUGUGACGUCGUCACACCUCAUCAACCACCAACCGAGAAGCGGAGUGUACUAUGCGUUAUCAGUGAACCCAAUCAACGAAAUGAAAAAGACGUCAAUCUGUUGUGGACACUGCUCGGGUCACUAUAUCGGACGGUGGAAGGUUACGAUAUCGAUGCGGUGCUAAACUUCGAGAAGGAUGAUAUUCCUCUGAAGGUAAUACAGAAGCUUGAGGAGCGUGUCUUUACCAACGAAAACUUUGAUCCGGAGAAGGUGAAGGCGGCGUCGGCGGCUGCGGAAGGAUUGUGCAAAUGGGUCAUUGCGAUUGCAAAGUACAAUAAGGUAGCAAAGGAGAUAGCACCCAAGAAAGCAGCAUUAGCCGAAGCUCAAGCGAGUUAUAAUUCCGCUAUGACGAUACUGAAUGCAAAGCUGGAACAGCUACGUAUCGUCGAGGAAAAUCUUGCGGAUCUCCAACGUAAGCUGGACGAACAGAUUGCUCAACAUGCAAAGCUGCAAGCAAAUGUAGAGCUGUGUAUGAAGAAGCUGGAACGCGCUACGGAGAUCAUUACCGGUCUGGGUGGUGAGAAGGAUCGCUGGCAGACGGCGGCAGAAACGCUGGCACUAAUCUACGACACGCUCACCGGUGACGUGUUGAUUGCAUCUGGUAUCGUUGCGUACUUGGGACCCUUCACGAUGCAGUUCCGGGCACAGCAGAUCGAACAGUGGAUCGAACGUAUAUCACAAAAUUAG
Molecule: messenger RNA, 768 nt
Organism: Anopheles moucheti
Lineage: Eukaryota; Metazoa; Arthropoda; Insecta; Diptera; Culicidae
Product: dynein axonemal heavy chain 3-like
Exons: 4
Coding region: 1-768 (255 amino acids)
Biological process (GO): microtubule-based movement
Cellular component (GO): dynein complex
Molecular function (GO): minus-end-directed microtubule motor activity; dynein intermediate chain binding; dynein light intermediate chain binding
Source: RefSeq, a predicted model, not a curated record